AUGCGCGCCUCCGUCCUCGUCGCCGCCCUCGCCUCCGCCGGGUUCGCGAGCGCACACUCCGCCUCGGCUCAGCACCGCCGCAGCCACGCCAAGCGCGCUGCCGGCUACACGCUCACGGGCCACCACGCCGGUCAAGACUUCCUCGACCUGUUCAACUACGACACGCACUCGAGCAACGACGGCCUCGCCCUGUACGCCACGACCAAGACAGCGUCGAGCAACGACCUCGUCGAGGUCAAGGACGGCAAGGUCCACCUGCGCGUCCACCCGAAAGCCGAGGACGGCAAGCUCCAGUCGAUCAAGCUCAGCUCCAAGCAGCAGUACGGCGAGGGCCUCUACAUCUGGGACAUCGAGCGCAUGCCGCAAGUUUGCGGCGCGUGGCCCGCCAUCUGGUCGACCGGCGACAACUGGCCUGCAGGCGGCGAGAUGGACCUCGUGGAGUACGUGUCACACCACACUAUGAACUCGAUGUCGGUCCACACGGCGCCCGGCUGCUGGGCCGGAUCGACCGGGUACACGGGCACGCCUAUGCUCGCUGGCUCGAACGGGCUCAACUGCGACGCCGAGGCCACCAGCUCGCAGGGCUGCGGCUUCCGCACCAAGUCGAACAACACGGCCGGUAUCGGCGCCAACUACGGCGGCGCCGGCGUCUACGCCCUCGACUGGUCGUCCUCGGGCAUCUCGAUGUGGUUUUUCCCGCGUCACGAGAUCCCGGGCGACAUCCUCAGCAAGAACCCGAACCCGUCGAGCUGGAAGACGCCGACGCUGCACAUCGCCGAGGCCAACUGUUCGCCCAUCUCGGACUACUUCAGCCCGCAGCAGUUCGUCAUCAACACCGACCUGUGCGGCACCUGGGCGUCGGGUACCUGGAACGCCGACAACUCGUACGCCGGUCAGUCCGAGGGCUCGUGCGCCUCGAGGACUGGCUACUCGACUUGUGCCGAGUACGUCCAGAACGAGGCCAAGGACUUUAUGCACGCGUACUGGCGCAUCGCGUCGCUCAGCAUUUACAACAAGUAG
Molecule: messenger RNA, 1020 nt
Organism: Rhodotorula graminis WP1
Lineage: Eukaryota; Fungi; Basidiomycota; Microbotryomycetes; Sporidiobolales; Sporidiobolaceae
Product: glycoside hydrolase family 16 protein
Exons: 7
Coding region: 1-1020 (339 amino acids)
Biological process (GO): glucan catabolic process
Molecular function (GO): hydrolase activity, hydrolyzing O-glycosyl compounds
Source: RefSeq, a predicted model, not a curated record